Daucus carota subsp. sativus is the source of this 3114-nucleotide messenger RNA. Its product is annotated as pentatricopeptide repeat-containing protein At3g23020. The transcript has a single exon. NCBI's taxonomy places the organism in Eukaryota, Viridiplantae, Streptophyta, Magnoliopsida, Apiales, Apiaceae. Gene Ontology annotation, molecular function: protein binding. The record is from RefSeq and is a predicted model, not a curated record. The coding region runs from base 169 to 2739 and encodes 856 amino acids.
UUAGCCAAAAAAAAAAAAAAAAAACUUUCAUUUGAAAAUUUGCAAAGUUUCUGGGCUCCCCAGCAGAGUAUCAACUAUCAAGUCAACUUUAUUUCCUCAGUUAACCUUUAAAUCCUCAUUUCCGUUAUAGUUAUUUGUUCAUUAGUUGAAAACUGAGUAGACAAGAAAAUGUUUGUUAAGCUUCAGAACAUAGAUACAAGUUCCUUCCACAAACUAUGUCCUGGACAAGCUCCAAUUACCAGUGUUCCAAUUUCCAUUUCUCCCCAAGUUAGCACAUUUCAGCACCAACCCAUCAAGAAACAACACCUAAUUGUUGAAAAUUCAGACGGGGUUGGUAAAACAAGCAGCAGAAGUAUUGGAAAAACUGUAGAAGGUGAUGGCGCAAGCAGUGCCCACCAUGUGUUUGUGAAAAAGUCUGAGAGAAAUAAGGAAAGCAUUGGUGAAAUGGACAAAAUAAGGGAGUGUAAUGGUAAAUUUAGGGACAGGGAGAGAGUGCACGCCAAAUGGGCACGUUAUGGGGGUCGCAUUGUCCCUAUGUUGGAGGCUUUGGAAAGAGUUAAGGAUUUGGAUGAAGCGUUGAGGCCAUGGAAAGAGACUUUGAAUAAAAAGGAGAGGACUAUAAUUUUGAAGGAGCAGACGCACUGGAAACGAGCUUUGGAGAUUUUCGAGUGGUUUAAGAUGAGGGGUUGUUAUGAGGUGAAUGUAAUUCAUUAUAAUAUAAUGCUUAGGAGUCUUGGGAGAGCAGGGAUUUGGGAUGAGGUUGAGAGGUUGUGGGAUGAGAUGGGGACAAGAGGUAUUACUCCGAUAAAUUCGACUUAUGGGACCUUGAUUGAUGUUUAUACCAAGGGUGGACAUAGGGAGAAGGCACUAAAUUGGUUUGUUUUAAUGCAAAAACAAGGAAUGGAACCGGACGAGGUAACUAUGGGAGUUGUGGUUCAAAUGUAUAAGAAGGCUGGGGAGUUUCGGAAAGCUGAAAAUUUCUUCAAGAAGUGGUCAGCAGAUAAAUUUUAUGAAGAGAAGCGAGCACCUAGUUUGGCAACAAAUGGUGCUGUUGAUGGUGAAUCUCAAGCUCAUAUUUGUCUAAGCUCUUAUACAUAUAACACACUGAUAGAUACCUACGGGAAGUCUGGACAACUUAAAGAGGCAUCCCAGACUUUUGCAUGGAUGCUUCGAGAAGGGAUUGCCCCGACCACAGUGACUUUUAAUACAAUGAUUCACAUGUUCGGUAACCAUGGCAAAUUAGAAGAAGUGGCUUCUUUACUGCAGAUGAUGGAUCAGCUUGGAUGCCUACCUGAUACCAGGACUUUUAAUAUUCUUAUAUCCCUCCAUACCAGGCAUGAUAAUAUUGAAUUAGCAGCUGACUACUACAGGAAAAUGAAGGAUGCUUCCCUAGAGCCAGACCUUGUAAGUUACCGCACUCUCUUAUAUGCAUUCUCAAUAAGGCAUAUGAUUGGUGAAGCAGAAGAACUAGUUUCCGAAAUGGAUGACAAGGGUUUCGAGAUUGAUGAGUAUACGCAGUCUGCACUAACCAGAAUGUACAUAGAAGCUAAUAUGCUUAACAAGUCAUGGGCAUGGUUCCACAGGUUUCAUGUUCAGGGGUAUAUGACUUCGGAGUGCUACUCGGCGAAUAUUGAUGCUUUUGGGGAGCGGGGUCAUGUUCUGGAAGCCGAGAAAGUUUUCAGAUGUUGUCUUGAGAAGAGUAAUCCUACUGUACUUGAGUUCAACGUGAUGAUCAAGGCAUAUGGUCUCAACAAGAGAUAUGAUGAAGCAUGCCACUUAAUUGAUAGUAUGGAGGGACAACAUGGUGUAGUUCCAGAUAAGAUUAGCUAUAAUUCUCUUAUUCAGAUGUUAGCUAAUGCAGAACUGCCACACAUAGCAAAAUCCUAUUUGCGGAAGAUGCAGGAGGCCGUAGUGGUCAAUGAUUGCAUCCCUUAUUGUGCAGUUAUUUCAAGCUAUAUUAGAUUAAAUCAACUGGAAGAGGCUGUCGGUGUAUUCAGAGAGAUGAUCGCUUCGAACGUCCAUCCUGAUGUUAUUGUUUAUGGUGUAUUGAUAAAUGCUUUUGCUGAUGUUGGAAAUGUCAAUGAGGCUUUAGGUUAUGUAAAUGCAAUGAGAGAAAUGGGCUUGCCCAUGAAUGAUGUUAUAUGUAAUUCCUUAAUGAAGCUCUACACAAAAGUUGGUUGCCUGAAAGAGGCAGAAGAAGCAUACCGUAUGCUUCUGUCAUCAGACAUGGGUGCUGAUGUCUAUCCGUCAAACUGUAUGAUCGAUCUGUACAGCGAACGAUAUAUGGUUGAACAAGCAGAAGAAAUUUUUGAAAACUUGAGGGUAAAGGGGAAAGCAAAUGAGUUCUCAUAUGCUAUGAUAUUGUGCAUGUACAAAAAACUUGAAAGAAUAGAGGAUGCCAUACAGGUAGCAGAGAAGAUGAAAGAAUUAGGGGUUUUGACUUCUUUGUUGAGUUAUAAUCAUGUUCUUGGGUUGUAUGCAUCAGAUGGGAGAUUCAAGGAAGCAAUGAAAACUUUUAGGGAAAUGUUGGAAUCUGGUGUGCAACCUGAUGCUUCUACAUUAAGAUCACUAGGAAUUGUUCUUGUGAAAAGGGGAGUUCCCAAGCAAACUGUUAACAAUCUAGAAGUGAUGUGGAAAAAGGAUCAGCAUAACGGUUUAAAGGAAUGGACGAAUACACUGUAUUCAAUGGAUGUGAAAGCUGAUGAUGACGAUGAAACAUUUAUUGCUGAUUAUGCAUAACCAUUAACCACAUCCUAUAAGGAUUUUUCUGAGCUCAAAAGGAAGAUUUACUAUGUAGUUUGUAGGAGGGAAGGUAACUUUACUAAGGCCUUGUUGUAUGCUUUAAUACAAUCAUAAAGGAUGUAGUUUUCUUUGCUCGUUUAUAGUAUAUGGCCGGUGAUAGAAGUCGAUGCCAAAUUUAAUAUGUAUUAGUGAUUUAAGUAGAAUCUGUAAAAGUUGGCCAGUUGGAGGUGUAUAGAUAAAUAAUUUUACGUGGAAGUUGUUUAAACAUUUAGCUUCUUGUAACAUCCUUCCAGGUCGUGGAUAUUUUGUGCUUCUGUUAUUCAUCUCGGCUUUAUGGGGAAUCUAUGACGGAGGUGCAUAAUAUACUUUCAA